AUCUUCCGGGCCGAUCUUCUCUUUCAUAUCCUUCUCUUCACCUCACUGUCCUUCUCUUCCCUUUCCCCUUCCCGGCUCUUGAUUCUUUCCGUCACCACGCGCGGCUUAUCAUGUCGGUUUUUUCCUCAGCAUUUCCAACUGGACGAACGGACUAUACAUUACACGGACGACAUUCUAGACUUCUGCGACCGCAGAACCAAGGGGGGCGCGAGCCCCGCAUAAUAUGCGGAUCUGGCAUAGAUUACCCACCCUCAGGGGUCAUUUUCUUUUCUUGUUUUCUCAUUUUUGGUGGACAGCUUGGGUGGUCAUCGGAGGAGGGAUUGUGGGAGCAACACGGAAAACGGGAGAAAAUGGAGGAUAUGAUAGCGUUCAUGUGUGUUUUUAGUCGACACCUUUUAUCGAAGCAAUAAUGGUUACAUCACGUUAGACUCCGUGGGUUCUUUGU
Eremomyces bilateralis CBS 781.70 is the source of this 445-nucleotide messenger RNA. RefSeq lists its product as uncharacterized. The coding region runs from base 111 to 410 and encodes 99 amino acids. The transcript has a single exon. Lineage: Eukaryota; Fungi; Ascomycota; Dothideomycetes; Eremomycetales; Eremomycetaceae. The record is from RefSeq and is a predicted model, not a curated record.